AUGACAACUCCUGAGAUGGACGAGGAGGUUGCUUCUUCUUUUAAACCCACGAGAGCCAAAGCGAUGCUUGCGGCAAUCUCCAAAACACUCAAAAAGACCUUCAUCAUUUCUCUCUCCAUGAUAACCCGGCAAGAUCUGAAAGACAUCUGGCUUACCAGAUUGGGUUGGCCUACUACGAGAACGGUUCGGACUAACUGGAGGAGAGGAGCUGGAUUGCGGCUCACCGAUUGCGGUAUGAGGUCUAUAGAGCGCUGGGACAACUUCAUCGUUGCGGCUACAACACAAAGGGUCGACCCAACGGUCUAG
This is a messenger RNA of Morchella sextelata, 306 nucleotides long. RefSeq lists its product as uncharacterized. NCBI's taxonomy places the organism in Eukaryota, Fungi, Ascomycota, Pezizomycetes, Pezizales, Morchellaceae. The transcript has a single exon. The coding region runs from base 1 to 306 and encodes 101 amino acids. The record is from RefSeq and is a predicted model, not a curated record.